Messenger RNA from Anas platyrhynchos (mallard), 654 nucleotides. NCBI's taxonomy places the organism in Eukaryota, Metazoa, Chordata, Aves, Anseriformes, Anatidae. The record is from RefSeq and is a predicted model, not a curated record.
AUGUCUCCGCAGAGCUGCGCCGUUGUCUGCCUCAGCCUGAUGCUGGUGGGGCAAAACCUGGGCUUCCUCCUGGAAAUCCCGCAGGAUGCAGUCACUGGCACCGUGGGGCAGUCCAUGCUCCUGCCCGUCUCCUACAGAUGCAACAGCACCUCUUGCUUCCCACUGUCAAUUAGGUGGAUGUUUGGUCACACCUCACAAGUAAUCAUCGCCUGCACAGUGCACAACUGCUCCCUGGAUGAUGGGGGGGCUCCCAAGAACUGCUCCACAACCUGUUUCCCCCAUCCUGCACAUUGGGGCCAUGCUGAGCUCUUCCCCGAGAACGCAUCCCUGCUGCUGCGGGACCUGCGGCUCAGUGACAGCGGGGUGUACACCGUCAGCUUCUUAUGGAAAAGACAAAUCAGGCACAUCACCCUGACCGUGCUCCAGCAGCCUGUCCCCACAGAUCCUACCAGCGAAGGCACUUCUCAACCAGCAGGAAGAAUAGCCACACGCAUCCCUUGCUGCAUCCUCGGAGGCUGCUACUGCUUCAUCCUGCUGCUCCUGCAGCUGCUCUUCCACCUGUGCUGGCUGCGGGGCAGCCGUGGGGAAGCCUGCGGCUGCUGCUGGGGAGAAGGGAGCCAGCGUGCGGGAGCAGCCAGGGCCGGGGCACAAUGA